Molecule: messenger RNA, 1488 nt
Organism: Rana temporaria (common frog)
Lineage: Eukaryota; Metazoa; Chordata; Amphibia; Anura; Ranidae
Gene: KCNIP2
Product: potassium voltage-gated channel interacting protein 2
Exons: 8
Coding region: 336-1013 (225 amino acids)
Biological process (GO): regulation of potassium ion transmembrane transport
Cellular component (GO): voltage-gated potassium channel complex
Molecular function (GO): calcium ion binding; potassium channel regulator activity
Source: RefSeq, a predicted model, not a curated record
AUAAAAAAAAGAAGAUAAAAGAAGAAUAUAAUAGCUCCACGCCUGUUUGUCUUGAUAAGUGAUUCCGCCGCCCCUGCCGCCGCCGCCGCCGGAGGACGCUUCCCUUAAAGGUGUGAACCUCGUUCUCCGGAGAGAAGAAGAAGAUGCCUCGGCUGCUUUCUAACUAAUUCCUGGAGAGCCGACUCCGGCUUCGUCCUUCUCCGCCUCUCUCAGUAAUAAGAGUCGCUUUUCGCGAGCGUUUCCGAGCCACCCGGCGAGAUCAUUACACGGCGUGCAAGGCGACCGUCCUCCUCGUCCUCCUCGCUCUUCCACCCCGGGGGGGAGGAAAACCCAAGAUGAGCCGAUGUCACAGGAGAUGCAAGAGGCAGCUGAGUAAAGUUGCUCGCUAUUUUUACCAUUUGGUGACCGGGACCCUGCCGGAAGACAGCAUAGAAGAUGAGUUUGAACUGUCUACGGUCUGCCAUCGUCCGGAAGGGCUUGAACAGCUACAAGAACAAUCCAAAUUCACCAAAAAAGAACUUCAGGUUCUAUACCGAGGCUUUAAAAAUGAAUGUCCCAGUGGCAUCGUCAAUGAAGAUAACUUCAAACAAAUCUACUCCCAGUUCUUUCCACAGGGAGACUCCAGCAUGUACGCACAUUUUCUAUUCGAUGCAUUUGACACCGACCACAACGGCUCCAUCAGUUUUGAGGAUUUUGUAGCAGGAUUGUCAGUCAUCUUGCGGGGGAGUAUAGACGACAGACUGAACUGGGCCUUCAAUUUGUACGACCUAAACAAAGAUGGCUGUAUAACUAAAGAGGAGAUGAUGGACAUCAUGAAGUCCAUAUAUGACAUGAUGGGGAAGUACACGUACCCAAAUAUGAGGGAAGACGCACCCCGAGAGCAUGUGGAGAACUUUUUCCAGAAAAUGGAUAAAAAUAAGGAUGGCGUAGUCACAAUCGAAGAAUUCAUAGAGUCAUGUCAGAAGGAUGAAAACAUUAUGAGAUCCAUGCAGCUCUUCGACAACGUCAUUUAGCAAAAGCUGCGACUGAACGGAUUUUGGGAUCACACUUUUUCGAAUAGACAUUCUUCUGGCUGCACAAUUACAGAAUAGUUUGUCUGAUGCAAACUAAAAUGCAAUUAUAAUCUCUGUACUAUUUUACGGCUGUUGUAAACACUUAAAAAAAAAAAGAAGAAGGAAGAAAACAAACCAAACCCUACCAUGGAAAAACCAAACCCUACCAUGGAAAAACCAAACCCUACUAUCGGAAAACCCAAACCCUACCAUGGAAAAACUCAAACCCUUCCAUGGAAAAACCAAACCCUACCAUCAAAGAACCCAAACCCUACCAUGGAAAAACCAAACCCUACCAUCAAAGAACCCAAACCCUACCAUGGAAAAACCAAACCCUACCAUCGAAAAACGAAACCCUACCAUCGGAAAACCAAAUCCUACCAUCGAAAAAAAAACAAGCUCUAACAUCAAAAAACCCAAACCCUACAAUCGAAAA